AUGUCCACCACUCUCGCUUUCCCUUCCGAUAUCAUUGCUUUCCUCGACAAGUCGGUCCCCUGGGACAAACCAUCCUUCGUCUCGCUGUCGCUCCAACCAGCAUUGCAAGACACUGGUGUCGACGUCGAUGUCCAGUACACCCUCAAGGAUCAACGCCGAAUUGCCGAGCACUCUGAAUACGAGAUGUUCCGUGCACAUCUACUCAAGAAUGACGAGGUCCUUAGCAAGGACACCUUGAAGGUCGUCUGCAAGUCUGCAACUCGGAGCUGGGGCCCAGAGUUAUUCGACGCCCUGUCCAAGGAGGCUGCACUGUACCAGGGCAGACUGCUCAAACUUCAAGGGGUAUAUGUUCCCAAGUUGAUCGGUUUCUUCGAAGGCGCGGGCCCCAAGGGGGACAUUAUACGGUGCCUAGUCCUUGAACACGUAGGUCAGGGGUCGGAGGCACCCCAACGUUGGUCCUCGAACCUCUCAGAUCUCGAGAUCAGGAAGCAAAUGCUCCAAGCAAUGGUCGCUAUCCAUCAGGCCGGCGUCGAACAUGGCGGCUGGCAUGGCUCGCCGUACACAGUGAAGGGCGACAAGAUCUACAUUAUAGGCUUCAGCGAGGGGAAGGAACACACAUGCAGAGUGCGCGAGGGCGUGGACCUCCGGCUCGGCAUGAUCGAGCCUCUCACAUCGGACGUGCUCUGUCUUGAGAUGUUCCAGGUGGCCGCGGCGACGCACGCUUGGAUCGAUCGUGGUUGGCGGUACAUGGAUAUGAUUGUCGGUGUGGACACGAUCAUCGAGGGUGGCGUGGAGGCGCUCGUUGCGCUCGCCGACGGCGAGCCAGACGCACGCCGCAAGGCGGAAGAGCUGUGCGAUCUGGUGAAGAGGAGGUUCGCGGACGGUGGGUGCGACGACAUGGAAGGAGAGCUCGCAAAAUUCAGGGUCAGGGAAGAGCUGCUCAGGAUCAGGCUGGAGGAGCUCGAGCGGACUGAAACAUUCAUGACCGAGGAGGACGACACGGAUUACCGCGAAGAACCUGCCGCAGACGGGGACUCAGACUCGGAUGAGUGGAGAUGA
Molecule: messenger RNA, 1059 nt
Organism: Trametes versicolor FP-101664 SS1
Lineage: Eukaryota; Fungi; Basidiomycota; Agaricomycetes; Polyporales; Polyporaceae
Exons: 3
Coding region: 1-1059 (352 amino acids)
Source: RefSeq, a predicted model, not a curated record